AUGGCUCCACGUGUCCACUUGAGUCUACUCUUGCUUAGUACUUGCAUCGCGACGGUACUAGCAGACUAUAGUCCACGAGAUUCCGUAGUGAUUUUAACCGAGAAAAACUUUGAAAAGGAAGUACUUCAGAGUCCUGACUAUUGGCUUGUGGAGUUUUAUGCCCCUUGGUGUGGACAUUGUAAGAGCUUAGAGCCAGAGUAUAAAGCUGCAGCAAAGAGACUCAAGAAAUACGCACGUCUGGGUGCAGUGGAUGUGACGGCCAAUGAGCAACUUGCUUUCAAGUACCAGAUCAAGGGCUAUCCGACGAUUAAAGAGUUUGGAGCAAAGAAGAAACGUCCCCAGGACUAUCGUGGUGGACGUACUACGCAAGAAAUUGUCGAGUAUGUGAUGACGUCACAUGAAGCAAAGAAGAUCGGAGUCAGUGGUGGCAACGUUGUCACGCUUUUGUUUAACCAGGUGGACACUUUUUUGAACAAAGAUUUGCCAUCAGCUAUUUUCUUUGGAAGUCCAGUGAAAGGCAAGAAGAGUUCAAAGGUACCAAAGUGGCUGGGUAAUGUAGCAGAAUCGUUCAUGGAGGGAAAGAAGAAGAAAAAGAGGCCGACAGUUCAAUUGGCAUUUGUGCCAGGGUCGGAUGAUAAGAUUGCCAACCACUUUGGACUUACUGAAGACCAGAUUCCGACUGUCAUUUACGUUUAUCCUGCCAGUCAGAAGUACAUUAUAUCGGAUGUGAGUCACUUGAACGAAGCUGCGGCCAUAAAGUUCAUUAGUGAUGCACUGGCGAAAACUGAGACGGCGGAGAAGGAUGAGUCAUUGCCUACUGUACCUCUGUUCCCGUCACGCAAAGUGGCCAAAAAGAAACCUGUGGUUGCAUUGAAAGAAUUUGAUACCGACACUGUUCGUGAUUGUGUCGCUCAUCGAAACAAGAUGUGCGUCGUGGUGGCCAAAGAAGAUAAGACGCUGUUGCGUUCCUUGGCCAAGAAGUACCGCCGCGACCCAUUCACUUUCUUGUUUUGCAAGCCCGAUGCGCCGGUCUUCCAAGCUCUGACCAAUUACGUUGGUGACGAGACUGCAGAGGUGGUUGUGCUGAGAUCUGGUCGCAACAUGAAGUACUCGGCCCUGCCAGGUACGAACAAGGAAAGCGCCAUUUCGGAGUUCCUAGACAAGCUCAUUGAUGGCUCGACUUCGUUUCUGGUACCAAAGGGAGAUCUGGAAACGUUUGUAGCUGCGGUGGCUAAGUUGUCGGCUGUACACGAAGAGCUGUAG
This is a messenger RNA of Peronospora belbahrii, 1263 nucleotides long. Lineage: Eukaryota; Oomycota; Peronosporomycetes; Peronosporales; Peronosporaceae. The record is from the annotation of a GenBank genome assembly.